Messenger RNA from Varanus komodoensis (Komodo dragon), 1718 nucleotides. It is a transcript of the gene HM13, whose product is annotated as histocompatibility minor 13. Gene Ontology annotation, cellular component: cytoplasmic side of endoplasmic reticulum membrane; lumenal side of endoplasmic reticulum membrane; membrane. The transcript has 13 exons. Gene Ontology annotation, biological process: membrane protein proteolysis. The record is from RefSeq and is a predicted model, not a curated record. Gene Ontology annotation, molecular function: aspartic endopeptidase activity, intramembrane cleaving. Bases 29 to 1204 code for a protein of 391 amino acids. NCBI's taxonomy places the organism in Eukaryota, Metazoa, Chordata, Lepidosauria, Squamata, Varanidae.
GUGCGGACUGCGCUGGGGACUGGCGGCGAUGGAGCAGGCCGAGGCGCACAACGGCUGCGGGGCCGGGGAGGCCCCCUCGGCCGGGGCGCGGCCCCCCGCCACCCCCGAGGGCAUGGCGCUGGCCUACGGCAGCCUGGUGCUGAUGGCGCUGCUGCCCAUCUUCUUCGGGGCGCUGCGCUCCGUCUCCUGCGCCAAAGGGAAGAAUUCUUCGGAUAUGCCAGAGACCAUCACCAGUCGAGACGCUGCCCGCUUUCCCAUCAUUGCUAGCUGUACCCUCCUAGGUCUUUAUCUCUUCUUCAAAAUCUUCUCCCAAGAAUACAUCAACCUGUUGCUCUCGAUGUACUUCUUUGUCCUUGGGAUCCUUGCUCUUUCCCACACCAUCAGCCCCGUGAUGAACAAGCUCUUCCCAGCCAAUUUCCCCAACAAGCAGUACCAGCUCCUCUUCACUCAGGGCUCUGGCGAAAGCAAGGAAGAGAUUGUGAACUACGAAUUCGACACUAAGGACCUCGUGUGCCUGGCGAUGAGCACCGUCGUUGGCGUCUGGUACCUGCUGAGGAAGCACUGGAUUGCCAACAACCUCUUUGGCUUGGCCUUCUCUCUCAACGGCGUGGAGCUGCUGCACCUGAACAACGUCAGCACUGGCUGCAUCCUGCUCGGUGGCCUCUUCAUCUAUGACGUCUUUUGGGUCUUUGGCACCAACGUGAUGGUGACGGUUGCACAGUCAUUUGAGGCACCCAUCAAAUUGGUUUUCCCGCAGGAUCUGCUAGAGAAAGGCUUGGAGGCUGACAAUUUUGCCAUGCUGGGCCUGGGGGACAUCGUCAUUCCAGGAAUCUUCAUCGCUCUGCUGCUGCGUUUCGACAUCAGCCUUAAGAAGAACACGCACACAUAUUUCUACACCAGCUUCGUGGCGUACAUUUUCGGGCUGGCCCUCACCAUCUUCAUCAUGCACAUCUUCAAACACGCCCAGCCAGCCCUGCUUUACCUGGUCCCGGCCUGCAUCGGCUUCCCUCUCCUGGUGGCUCUGGUGAAGGGAGAAGAGGUGGAGAUGUUCAGCUAUGAAUCUUCUGCCGAAAUCUUGCCCCAUACCCCACGGCUCACCCAUUUCCCUAGUGUCUCCGGGUCUCCGUCCAGCCUCGCUGACUCCAUGCAGCAGAGCCCGCCCUGCUCCCACAGACGUCGGCAGCACAGCCCCAGCGCCAUGUAGUUCCCUCCCGGGCAGGGCCCCGCCUGCCCACCUGCGUGACUCUGGCCAGCUACGAGGAGAACGCCAGCCCCAAGGAGGUGCCAGGAGAUGCCAAAGAAGGGAAGCCACAGCUGGAGAAAAAGGAGAAGUGACUGCGGGCCGCUCAGCCGGGCUGGGCCUCGUCCGCUCCCCCCCUCGCCAGUGAUUCUCGAUUUCUAAAGGCAACUGGAUCGUGUUCCGGCCGUGUGUGUUUGUGUGUGUGCAUCUGUCUGAGGAGCCGGCGGGGCGGGGAGGAGGCAGGAGCGCCGUCGGCCCCCGUACCCGCCGCGGGGUGCUUCUCCUGCUCCCCUUGGGGGGAACGGGUGGGACACGGCUCCACCCCUCCCCCAGACGCCUUCGACUCCCCUCCCCUUGAUUUAUUCAUUGUCUUGAUGGGAUGAGGAAAAUGGGGGAGGGGGACACUCGGGGGGCCGAUUUUUACAUUUUGUAUUGUGGAUUUGCUUCUUCUCAUAUUAAAAAACACACUGAAGGACCA